Vigna umbellata (rice bean) is the source of this 635-nucleotide messenger RNA. RefSeq lists its product as uncharacterized. NCBI's taxonomy places the organism in Eukaryota, Viridiplantae, Streptophyta, Magnoliopsida, Fabales, Fabaceae. The record is from RefSeq and is a predicted model, not a curated record.
GUUAAAUGCUGCGAACUCGUUCAUAUCAUUACAAAAUUUUGGCAGAACUGGGUGUUGGAGACCCAUCAAGAAAAAUUGUGGAAAUGAUCUUUCAAAAAGCUUGGCUCAACACAUCAAAGCCACUGAAAAAGGUUAGAACAGUCCUCAGGGUGAGCUACUCAGAAGAAGUCCUUGAAAGGUUUGAAAAAUAUAGAGAAAAUGUGAAGAAGGUGGCCUCUGAGCAAUAUCCAAGGCAUCCAAGGAGCACAGUUGAUGGGAAUGAGCUGUUGCGGUUCUAUGGUACUACAGUGAGAUGUUUACAUGGGAAAUCUACGAAGAGAGUUCAUGAUCUUUGUAAAGAUCCAUCUUGUUAUCUAUGCCAAAUAAUUCAGUUUAAUUUCAAGAUACAAUACGCUCACUUGAAUGCGAGUGACAAAGAGUUAAGUAACAGAGCAACUGCCACUGCCAGGGUACAUAGCGUGAAAAAAGCUGCAAUAAUUUGCAGGAUAAUUGCUGGAAUUCCAGAAAAUGAAGUUGAUGGUGAAUAUGAAGGACCUGGCUCAACUGGGUUAGGAGAAAUGCAGUUUAGCUUAGAAAAAUUUGUAGUAAAAAAUCCCAGUUCUAUUCUUCCUUGUUUUGUAAUAAUUUUCAGCUAA